GCACUCGGCUUGGCUUUUUGGCUUUUUGGAUUUCGUCCCCAUGAUCGAUCGGAAAACGCGUUUCGCGGCAAAAGGCUCUUGCAAUAAUAACGGGUUUCUCGGAUGCGACCCUCUCGGCUCGGAGUUUUACCAAAAAUCGUGUGUUUUUAAACGCCCAUCAGUUGAAAUCGGGGAGUCGCCAAAACAAUAGCAGUAAAACACCGAGUACUUUUAGCAUUUGUAAAACAUACAACCUUGGUUUGGGCAAAGAGUUUCUUAAACGAACAAGCACAACUCCAGCCAAAGCAGUUCAAAGCAGUUAAAGCCGCCUGGUACCUUACCAACAUCAACAUCAACAACAACCAACUGCCAACUGCCAGCAGCAACACCUGCAAAUCAGCAUUAAAAACCUCAAUUGUCGCCUGGUGAACUGAAGCGAAGUGAAGGUGUUAAGCCCAGCAAGAAGAAUAUCGGGCAUAAGAAGCCGCUGAAACAAAACCGGAUCUUAUCAAGGCCAGACGAAUGCCAUAAUUCAGUAUCUAAAGGGCACUGCAGCGACCCCCUCUCAGUACCGUCUAAGCAUCUAAUUUAUCUGGCUCGUGACAGUGACAUCAUUUCUUAUCUGCAAGAUCAGUGGGGUUAGUCUGAUUGUCAGUUAUACGGCCUCAACAAAGAACAUCCCGCCGAGAGCCCACUUAGUUGAGGUCCAAAACUCGCUGCUAACAGAACGCAUAAUUCCAGCUGGAUUUGCACCGACAAUAUGGAAGCGUCGCAUAGGAACCACCAAAAUCCAGCCUUCGUGGGCGACGACGGACGCAGCACGGCCAGCACAGUGGAGAUCUCGGCCAACAAUCCCGCCCUGCGAGAUAAUGCCGACGACCAGGAGGCGGGCGGCAAAUUGCCCGAGGAGCGUGCCACCUGGGGCAAGGGCGUGGAGUUCCUCAUGUCCUGCAUCGCCAUGUCCGUGGGCCUGGGCAACGUGUGGCGCUUCCCCUUCACCGCCCUGGAUAAUGGCGGGGGCGCCUUCCUCAUUCCGUAUCUCAUUGUGCUGUUCCUGAUUGGCAAACCGAUUUACUAUCUGGAAAUGGUAAUUGGCCAGUUUUCCAGUCGCGGCUCGGUAAAGGUGUUCGAUUUGUGCCCGGCCAUGAAAGGUGUUGGAGCCGGCCAGGCGUUCCAGGUGUUCAUGCUGAGCACUUACUAUGCCGCCCUCGUGGCGAUAAUUGGCCGAUAUUUCAUUGAAUCAUUCCGCGACCCACUGCCCUGGGCCACAUGCCGAGCGGAGUGGGGUAGCCUCUGCAUUAGCUCAGCCCCCGAAGCGGGAAAUUGGUCUCAGGCGGAGAGCGACGAUCGGCGAGCUCAAAAUUACACAAUGAAAUCGCAAAACGAUCGGGUCAUCACCAGUUCGGAAUGGUACUUUGUUAAGGAAGUGCUGCACGAGAAACCUAAUAUUGAGGAUGGGAUUGGCCUGCCCAAUUGGGAGCUGGUCCUGGGGCUCUUUGUGGCCUGGGCCUGUGUGUUCUUUAUCAUUCGGCGCGGAGUCAAGAGCUCGGGGAAGGCCUCCUACUUCCUGGCCCUCUUCCCGUACGUCAUCAUGGGAGUUCUUUUGGUGAGGGCCGUCACUUUGCCUGGCUCCCUAGACGGCAUCUACUACUUCAUAAAGCCCCAAUGGGGCAAGAUCCUGGACCCUAAAGUGUGGUAUGCAGCUGUGACCCAGUGCUUCUACUCGCUGUCCGUCUGUUUCGGCAACAUCAUCAUGUACUCCUCGUUCAACAAGUUCGGCCAUAAUGUCCAUCGAGAUGCGGCCAUUGUCACGGGUCUGGACACCAUGACCUCCCUGCUGGCGGGAUUUACGAUCUUCGGCAUCCUCGGUCAUCUGGCCCACGAGAUUGGAACUGAUGAUAUUGGAUCGGUGGUGAAGGGAGGCGCCGGAUUGGCCUUCAUCUCCUAUCCCGACGCCAUUGCCAAGUUCAAGCAGCUGCCACAGAUCUUCUCGGUCCUGUUCUUCCUGAUGCUCUUCGUCCUGGGCAUAGGAUCGAAUAUUGCCAUGACCUCCUGCUCGGUGACCGCCAUUCGGGAUCGGUUCCCCAACUUCAAGCAGUGGCAGUGCUCGCUGCUCAUAGCGGUGGUCAGCUUUUUCAUCGGUCUGAUGUACAUAACGCCGGGUGGCCAGUACAUGCUCACUCUGGUGGACUUUUUUGGCGCCUCGAUGAUUGCUUUAGUCCUCGGAAUCGCCGAGCUGUACACCAUAGGUUGGAUUUAUGGCACGGAUCGCCUCUGCAAGGACAUUGAGUUCAUGCUGAAUCGCAAAGUGGGUCUCUACUGGAGGCUCUGCUGGAGCAUCUUUACCCCGCUGAUCAUGACGGUUAUUCUGAUCUACUUCUAUGCGACCUACGAGCCCCUGACCUACAACAACAUUGUCUACCCGAGCUGGGCCUAUAGCAUUGGCUGGAUGAUCACCGCCUUUGGCAUUCUUCAACUGCCCAUUUGGAUGAUCGUGGCAAUCAUCCGCGAUCCUGGCAAAACUGUGGGUGCGAAGAUCCGUGGAGCCUUCACGCCCAAGAAGAACUGGGGACCCAUGGACCCUCUUCUCCGAGAGCAAUACAACAAGGAAAUCGAAAACGAGCUGACCCCGAAACGGGGUCGGGGAAUUUGGGCUGCCAUCAAGCAAAACAUCUUCGGCUGAUCCAUACCUAGCAACAACAAGAGCUCAUGUAAAUAAUCUGUUGUAUUUUAAGUGAAAAGAAUUUAAAAGAUCUUGUUUUAAUCCUAAGUCUGCCAAUAAAUUUGAUAAGUACCAGGAAAGUGCUGCUGCCUUACUGAAA
Drosophila biarmipes is the source of this 2801-nucleotide messenger RNA. RefSeq names its product sodium-dependent nutrient amino acid transporter 1. The record is from RefSeq and is a predicted model, not a curated record. Gene Ontology annotation, molecular function: L-amino acid transmembrane transporter activity. Lineage: Eukaryota; Metazoa; Arthropoda; Insecta; Diptera; Drosophilidae. The transcript has 7 exons. Gene Ontology annotation, cellular component: membrane. Bases 740 to 2662 code for a protein of 640 amino acids. Gene Ontology annotation, biological process: sodium ion transmembrane transport.